Molecule: messenger RNA, 984 nt
Organism: Kalmanozyma brasiliensis GHG001
Lineage: Eukaryota; Fungi; Basidiomycota; Ustilaginomycetes; Ustilaginales
Exons: 1
Coding region: 1-984 (327 amino acids)
Source: RefSeq, a predicted model, not a curated record
AUGCUGUUCUUCGUCCUCAUCGUUUCUGGCUACCUCUGGUGCGCAUGCGUCUACGUGAUUGGAGCACCACCCAUUCGUCCGAUUGCAGAGGUCGGCGACGCAGCUCGACUGUUCUUGAAAGAGCAUGUGUCAACAGAGCUGACCCUGGGCAGCUCAUCAGCGCCUGUCGCACAGCUCGAGCAGGCUCCAACUCAAAGGCUUCACCCUUUCAUCCAUUCCGACCUUUCGCCGUUCAGAGGUCGUCCACCAGCUUCAAGACCGGAUUUCACAAGCCCUCCUAUAGUCGGAGCCUUGCCGACGGGUCCUGACCGUGCAUUCAGUAUCCCGUCCGCUGAAAUCGAGGGACCAUCGUCUUCUUCUGUGGACGCGGUCUCAGCGGAUCGGUGGCUGCAGCAAAGGGCGCGCUUCACUUCGGAGCAAGAUCUCGACAUUUUCUUUAACGACCUUCUUCUGCGCGACAGACGCACCGGUGUAUGGAGGCUACCGCAGACCAUCGACUACGUUCCCUCAAGUUGGUUCGAUGCCACCUACGCGAGCUACGUUGAAGUACGAAGAGCAAGUCGAAACUGGGGCAGACAAUGGACCUAUCCCGUCAAGUUCGAGAUGACUCUGAACCUCUUCCGAUUGAUCACGGUCAGGGGUCACGAGCUCUUUGGUAACAGCGCACGGAUAUACAAGCUUCGAUUUGCAGGCAAUGCUGCCAAUCACUGGCGGAGCGGAGAGGUGCUGGUCCGAUACCUGUCCGUGGAGUUCGAAGGGCAUGGAGUCAAGAUCCCGCCCAACACGCUGAUCGUUUGGAAGACCAGCGGCCAGGGCUCACGACUUGCUUUUGUAGGACUCUACCACUGCCCCAAGGCUUUAAUGGCCGAGUUCAGACGGCUUCCAGGCAGCAGGAAGUUCGAUGUGUCUUCCUUGCUGGGACAGAUCGAUCUAGUCCCCAGAUAUGAGGCGCCUCGCCUCGACGGGCAGGUUUCGCCCCAGUGA